GACCAAAUUAAAAACCCACCAUGAUGUGAUUCCUAUCUCCUGCCUGACUGAGUUCCCCAACGUGGUCCAGAUGGCCAAGGUAGGAUGACAGAGCCCAGAGGACAUGGAAAGGGACUUCCUACAUGUGGAGUUGAAACAAAAGUUAUUGUAUAAAGUUGCAAUGGCAGGAGGAAAAGUGUUAAGUACUUUUUUAUUUUGCAGCUGGUGUUUGAAGAGGUAAACGUGGACAGAUUUUACCCGGUCCUCUACCCAAAGGUAGGCUCUGUAUUCAUCUUGACAUUUACAAUGGAGUAGCUAACUAUUUUAUUACUCGUUUAUUAUACAGUAAUAAUAUGGUCCAGCAAGGAGCAUUUAUUGCUGUAUUAAUGUUUUAUUUCUCAACUAUUUAUGUUCCCCCCUCACUGCUUUACAUUGAUGCUACACUAUUAGAAAAAAAGGUGCUAUCUAGAACCUAAAAGGGUUCUUCGGCUAUCCCCAUAGGAUAACCCCUUUGUAGAACCCUUUUUGGUACUAGGUACAACCCUUUUGGUUCCAGGUAGAACCCUUUUUGGUUCCAUGUGGAACCCUUUCCAUGGAGGGAACCCUUUUUUCUAAGAGGGUAGUCACCAUCCCCUUGACUCUGCUGAAUGUACUAUCAUUUUCCAGGCCUCAAGGCUCAUUGUCAACUUUGAUGAGCAUGUCAUCAGCAACAACUUCAAGUUUGGAGUCAUUUAUCAGAAGUUUGGCCAGGUGAGUGGUAUAUAGCCUGUGGUAGUAAAAUCAUAUAAAGUCAUAUAUAAUGUAUUUAUAACAGUUGGUGGCGUCCUGUAUUUGGUGUAUUAUUAUGACUGUGCUACUUCCUGCUCAUCAUUGCAUGCCAGCUAAUUCACUCUUAAUAGAGUAAAGGAGUUUGAGCUUCUCCCUCCCCAAACUAAGAGGAUUUGCUGUGUUUCCUCCUGUGGAACUCAGAGGAGGCCUGAUCGUUUUCCUGUUGAGUUCAGAUGUCUUACUUCCUCUUCACGGCCUUGUAUUUCUCCCUGCAGACCACUGAGGAGGAGCUAUUUGGGAACAGCGACGAGAGUCCUGCUUUUGUAGAGUUCUUGGAGUUUCUGGGGGACAAGAUUGAGCUCCAUGACUUUAAAGGGUAAGAAUGGCCUUAGAAUGGUAUUGACAUGGCAGAUGAUGGACUGGUCAUGUCACGGCCUGGCUCUAGGGACUCUUUUAUGUUGAGCCAGGGUGUGUAGUGUCUAUGUGUUGUGUUCUAUGUUCACGAUCUAGUUUAUGUAUUUCUAUGUUGGCCGGGGUGGUUCUCAAUCACAGGCAACGUGAAUCAGCUGUUGCUUGUUGUCUCUGAUUGGGAACCAUACUUAGGCAGCCUAUUGUGCAAUUGUCUUUUGUGGGAUCUUGUUCCGUGUAGGUUUGUGUAUGUUACCGAGGACUUCACGUAUCGUUUUGUUGUUUUUGUUCGUGUGGUGAAUUAUAAUAAAGUAUGUACUCAUAUCACGCUGCGCCUUGGUCCGCUCCUUUUGACGAUCGUGACAGAAGAUCCCACCAAUACUGGAACAAGCAGCGUGUCCAGGAGCACACGCAGGAGGUAACGUUAGUGGAUGUCCUCCUCGGUUGGGGGCAGAUUACAGAGGAGGAGGCCGUCCGUUACCGGAGGGCGAUGAAAGGGGAGACCCAGGCAGGAGAGGAGAAGCGGCGCCAACCGGGUCGUCGUCGGACAGGCGAGAGGCACCCCCAAUAAAAAAAAUUGGGGGGGCACAUGGCAUGGACGAUGGGGCUGCUGGAGGCAGAUAAAGGGCGAGUUUGUGGACAUGGAGAGAAGGCCACCAGGUUACAGGGGCCAUUGGUCAUUAGAGGGAAGGAAAGUGUAGAGGCACGGCGAGAGGUACUGAAGUGUGUUACCAGUCCGGUCCGGCCCGUUCCUGAUCCGUUCCUGAUCCCCGUAUAAGGCCAGUGGUGUGUGUUCCCAGUGCGGUCCGGCCUGUUCCUGUCCCUCGCACCAAGCGACACCAUUUUGUAUACAUCUGGCCCUUCAUUGGACACUGUGUUAACAAACCUCCAAACGAGCUUCAAUUCCAUACAACACUCCUUCAGUAGCCUCCAACUGCUCUUAAACACUAGUAAAACUAAAUGCAUGCUCUUCAACCGAACGCUGCUUGCACCCGCCCACCCGACUAGAAUCACUACUCUAGACGGGUCUGACCUAGAGUAUGUGGACAACUACAAAUAUCUAGGUGUCUGGUUAGACUGUAAACUCUCCUUCCAGACUCACAUUAAGAAUCUCCAAUCCAAAGUUAAAUCUAGAAUCGGUUUCCUAUUUCGCAACAAAGCCUCCUUCACUCAUGCUGCCAAACAUGCCCUCGUAAAACUGACUAUCCUACCGAUCCUUGACUUCGGCGAUGUCAUUUACAAAAUAGCCUCCAACACUCUACUCAGCAAAUUGGAUGUUGUCUAUCACAGUGCCAUCCGUUUUGUCUCCAAAGCCCCAUAUAAUACCCACCACUGUGACCUGUACGCUCUUGUUGGCUGGUCCUCACUACAUAUUCGUCGCCAAACCCACUGGCUCCAGGCCAUCUAUAAAUCACUGCUAGGCAAAUCCCCGCCUUAUCUUAGCUCAUUGGUCACCAUAGCAACACCCACCCGUAGUCUGCGCUCCAGCGGGUAUAUCUCACUGGUCAUCCCCAAAGCCAACACCUCCUUUGGCCGCAAUUCCUUCCAGUUCUCUGCUGCCAAUGACUGGAACAAAUUGCAAAAAUCUCUGAAGCUGGAGACACUUAUCUCCCUCACUAACUUUAAGCAUCAGUUGUCAGAGCACCUUACCGAUCACUGCACCUGUACACAGCCCAUCUGAAAUUAGCCCGCCCAACUACCUCAUCCCUAUAUUGUUAUUUAUUUUGCUCAUUUGUACCCCAGUAUCUCUAUUUGCACAUCAUCUCUUGCACAUCAUUCCAGUGUUAAUACUAAAUUGUAAUUAUUUUGCACUAUAGCCUAUUUUAUUGCCUUACCUCCAUAACUUGCUAAAUUUGCACACUGUAUAUUAUAUGUAUUUCUGUUGUAUUUUUGACUUUGUUUUGUUUUACCCCAUAUGUAACUCUGUGUUGUUGUUUUUAUCGCACUGCUUUGCUUUAUCUUGGCCAGGUCGCAGUUGUAAAUGAGAACUUGUUCUCAACUGGUUUACCUGGUUAAAUAAAGGUGAAAUUAAAAAAUUUAAAAAAAGCCUGUGAUGCACGUCGCCAGCCCGGCCCGGCCUGUUCCUGCCCCUCGCACCAAACCAAUGGUGCGCGUCGCCAGCCCGGCCCGGCCUGUUCCUGCCCCUCGCACCAAGCCAAUGGUGCGCGUCGCCAGCCCGGCCCGGCCUGUUCCUGCCCCUCGCACCAAGCCAAUGGUGCGCGUCGCCAACCCGGCCCGGCCUGUUCCUGCCCCUCGCACCAAGCCAAUGGUGCGCGUCGCCAGCUCGGCCCGGCCUGGCCUGUUCCUGCCCCUCGCACCAAGCCAGUGGUGCGCGUCGCCAGCCCGGUCCGGCCUGUUCCUGCUCCCCGCACCAAGCCUGUGGUGCGCGUCGUCAGCCCGGUCCGGCCCGUUCCUGCUCCCCGCACCAAGCCAGUGGUGCGCGUCGUCAGCCCGGUCCGGCCCGUUCCUGCUCCCCGCACCAAGCCUGUGGUGCGCAUCGUUAGCCCGGUCCGGCCCAUUCCUGCUCCCCGCACCAAGCUAGUGGUGCGCGUCGUCAGCCCGGUCCGGCCCAUUCCUGCCCCCCGCACCAAGCCUGUGGUGCGCGUCGUCAGUCCGGCACAGCCCGUGCCUGGUCAGGUACCGGUCAGCUGCUCCACACCGGAGCCUAAGCAAUCCGCUCCACCGAUGUCCAGUCCAGCUCCAGCCAGUGGGACCAGACCAGGGUCGCUACAGGGGGGUUGUUAGAGGGUGGUGGUCACGCCUGGAGCCGGAUCCGCCUCCGAGGAGGAAUGCCCACCCGGCCCCUCCCCUGUUGGGUUUAUGUUGGCGCGGUCGCAGUCCGCGCCUUUGGGGGGGGGGGGGGGGGUACUGUCACGCCCUGGCUCUAGGGACUCUUUUAUGUUGAGCCAGGGUGUGUAGUGUCUAUGUGUUGUGUUCUAUGUUCACGAUCUAGUUUAUGUGUUUCUAUGUUGGCCGGGGUGGUUCUCAAUCAGAGGCAACGUGAAUCAGCUGUUGCUUGUUGUCUCUGAUUGGGAACCAUACUUAGGCAGCCUAUUGUGCAAUUGUCUUUUGUGGGAUCUUGUUCCGUGUAGGUUUGUGUAUGUUACCGAGGACUUCACGUAUCGUUUUGUUGUUUUUGUUCGUGUGGUGAAUUAUAAUAAAGUAUGUACUCAUAUCACGCUGCGCCUUGGUCCGCUCCUUUUGACGAUCGUGACAGGUCAUGUCUCUUAUCGAUUACAAUUGACUUUGACGUGACUCCCUGGAUGAUGACACUGCAGUCGUUCAGCCCUGGAGAUAAUAAAAUAUAUGUUUAUUACCGUAGUUCUUCUCUUAUUCUCUCAAUUUAGAGCAAUAUAAUAUUCUUAGUGGUACUGACAUUACGAUUGAGUGGAAGGGAAUAACUGCCUUUCACAUUCACUGCAUGAUUGAUGAGACAGGGUGGUGUGGAUGGGCUGUCUGGUUGCACUGAGACUGAGACGACCUGUGCUGCCGCUGUAACGGUCUGGUUCACACUCUGUCUCUGCAGGUUCAGAGGAGGACUGGACAUCACCCAUGGCCAGACAGGAACAGAGUCGGUCUACACUAACUUUCACAACAAGGAGAUCAUGUUCCACGUGUCCACCAAGCUGCCAUACACAGAGGGAGACUCCCAGCAGGUAACUGUCUCAGUCAACUCACAGGCCCUAUCCUGUCUGUCAUAAUGUUUAUCAGUAGCUGUAGAUUGGCUGUAUAUUCUAUUGUCACGAACCGGCUCAAGUUCGUAACAAAAGGGAGACACGUGGAGACAAGGAAUACUUAAAGUAUAUAUUUAUUAACUAAAGUAAACUAACUGAAAUAACAAUGGGGUGUGUAAUCAGUAAUCAGUAGUGUAAGUGAGUGUUUGCUUGCAUAAAUGUAAUAUGGAAAAGUGUUGAGAAGUGCCAAAGCAAACAACCAAAAAAGCCACAAAAAUACCACAACCAAAGUCAAAGUAUCUGCCUGGAGAGAGUCCCCCUUCAUGAAUGUGGAAGAGGUCCAUUUAUGCUGGGACACACCCGGCCCAGGUGUUUCCCAUGUAGCUGACGACCCUCCCAACUCCGCCCACCGGCAUCCUAAUAAGGAAACAAGAGCAAAGAGAGAAUACGGCAGACAGAGUGGGAGGGUCGUCACACCCCCCCCCCCCCCCCCCCCCAUAAGACCGGGGACCAACAAGGACCCCGGACCAACGUACCAGCCCCUGCGUCCCAAACCGACAAAUUGUACAUGUUCACACCUCCACUUGCCCCACCCAUCAUCCUCCUCUCCAGACCUCAGCAACCUUUACACAGGAAGCAACCUUUAAGAGGAAAGAAGAACCCAAGACUAGGAAGGGACAAACAGGAAAGAUAGAACAUGACAAAAUCAAACAAUGGUCGGUCACAUCAAUACUGUCAAGGGAGCGACCACAGUAGAGAAGUUCCUACAAAAACCACGAUAAUACCCAAUCAUUCCCAAGAAACGCAUCAGUUCCUUUUUAGUAGUUGGUAGUGGAAAAGCAUCAAUAGCUACCACUUUAGCCCGAACAGGACGCACUUCAUCCUGCCCAACCACCUUUCCAAGGUAUGUAACAGUCGCCUGAGCAAACUCACAUUCAAUCUACCCUGCAGUAUGCAAUCGUCAGGACCAGAAACAUCUUCCUGCUCCUGCACAGACCUAGCAUGACCAGAACUCAGGGAAUAAACAGUAUCAGCCAAAAGAACAGCCUUACCGUCCUCUGUAGACUCCCCCUGUUCAGUCUCAGAGGAACGUGCAUAAUAGGGUUUUAACAAAUUUACAUGGCACAGUUGGUUUGCUUUCCUCCGUUCUGGAGUGGCAACUAGAUAAUUUUGCUCAGUGUACUGGCGCCCCACUGUAUAUGGACCUUGAAACUUGGCUUGAAAAGGAGAACCAACAAUUGGCAGCAGAGCCAGAACCUGAUCACCUGGACUAAAGUGACGAGGCUCAGCUCGGCGAUCAUAUAUGCUCUUCAUCCUGUCCUGUGAAGAUGAUAGCUUCUCUUUAGCCAUUUCACCAGCGGCAUACAAGCGUCGCCGAAAAUCACCCACAUAUGAUAACAGGGACUGAGGAGGCUCGGGAGACUUCCAGUCAUCCUGGAGAACAGAUAAAAGCCCACGCACCCGAUGUCCAAACACUAGGUCAUUUGGGCUAAAACCCGUGCUCUCCUGUGAAACCUCCCUAGCUGCUAACAAUAACCAAAGCAACCCCUCCUCCCAAUCCUUUUCCAUCUCAGUACAAUAAGCUCUCAACAACGACUUAAGUGUUUGAUGGAAACGUUCCAGUGCUCCUUGACUUUGGGCAUGAUAGGCGCUAGACAAGUUGUGUUUAAUAUGGAGUUGUUGGAGAACCUGACCAAAGAGAUUAGAGGUGAAAUUAGAUCCUUGAUCACUUUGAAUGACCUUAGGAAUUCCAAACAGUGAGAGAAACUGAGUCAAAGCUUUUAACACAGCCUUAGUCGUGAUAGACCGGAGAGGAUAGGCAGCAGGAAACCUAGUGGUCUGACACAUCACAGUCAACAAAUAAUUACUACCCUUCCUAGAACGAGGCAGAGGACCAACACAAUCAAUAAUCAAAUACUCAAAAGGUUUACUGAGUACAGGAAUAGGGAACAGUGGUACCGGCUUAAUAGCUUGAUUAGGUUUACCAGUUAAUUGACAGGUGUGACAAGUUUUGAUGAAAUCAGAAACAUCCCUCUUUAAUCUUGGCCAAAAGAAAUGUCGUAAUAUACGAUUGUAGGUUUUUCUCACACCCAUAUGCCCAGCAACGUCAUUGUGAGAAGUUGUUAGCACCAACUCACGAAGCUUAACUGGUACCACCACCUGACUAAUCGCCUCCCCCAGAAAACAACUACCAUGAGACAUCCACUUUCUCAUCAGGACCUCUUCUUGGAGAAAAUAGCCCUGUGCGACAUCUCCCAACUGUUCCACAGGCACAAUUUGGUCCCGCAACUCUUCUAAUGUAGGGUCAGUCCGUUGCGCCUCGAUUAAAUCGGAGCGGGAUAUAGAUAACGGGAUAACAGGGAAAACAGUAACAGACUUCUUUGUAGUAUUCUCGUUAGCCAGCUCCGUGACCAGGUCGUCAUGGAUCAUAGAACGCGUCACUGCACACGCAGAAAACACCUCUGGGAAAUUCUGCGCACUCUCAUCAGGAAUCCCUACAAUUGACGGCUUAGUGGAAACCACUAAAGAUGGAAACGCGAUAGGCCACACACGCUCCCCAGCCAAGUUAUUUCCAAGGAUCACGUCAAUACCCUCAAUAGGCAAUGAAGGACGCACCCCCACAACAACCUCACCUUUCACCAGUCCACAAUCCAACAUCAGUUUAUGCAAUGGAACUGACAUAGUGUUCAAACCUAUUCCCCUAAUUAGAACACUAUUCCCCGAAUCAGUCUCCGCAGAGAAGGGUAACACAGAUUCCAACACAAAUGAUUCAGAGACACCUGUGUCUCUUAGGAUCUUUACUGGCACUAGGUUCUUACUUCCUACCAUAGACACAAAACCCUCCGUAACGAAAGGUAAAUAGUCGGGAUCAAUAUAACCCUUCACCUGGCUCUGGGCAUGAGACAAUGCGUCAGGAGUGAAUUGAUGUGGAACAGGCGCUGCUAACGCUGCAGGCCUCGAUUUACCAUAAGCACCUGUACUGAAUUUACCCCUAGACCUAAGAAUCGGACAUUCAUUUUUCCAAUGACCUAAUUCUUGACAGUAGUGACACUCUUGACCAACGUCAGUUUUACCACGGGUAUCAGGCUCAACCCUAGUUGAAUGAAACUCUGCCCGGGAACCGAAGUAUCUCGGCGAGCGAGGCCCAAAUCUCUGCGAACGCCCCCACUCACUCCGAAUCCGGGGUUCUGCAAAAACAUUUUUGUGAGUCAACACAUAUUCAUCUGCCAAAACCGCAGCUUCAGCGACAGUCUUUAUUUUUCGUUCGUUAAUGUACGUCGCUAUACGAUCAGGGAUUGUGUCCUUAAAUUGUUCUAACAUAAUCAAAUCACACAGCCCUUGGAAAGUCAUAACUGCAGAGGCAGAACACCAGCGAUUGAACUGUGAAGAUAAUAUUCGCGCAAACUCAACAUGAGUCUGCUGAUCAUCCCUUUUUAAAGUUCUAAAUCGUUGGCGGUAAGCCUCAGGGACCAAUUCAUAACUCUGUAACACAGCCGUUUUAACCUUCUCAUAACUAACACUGUCUGCUACACUAAGAGCUGAAUAUGCUUCUUGCGCUUUACCAGUCAGCACACACUGCAACAUCAAAGUGCGAUCAGAAUCAGGCCAACUCCUAGCGUCAGCAACACGCUCAAACAACGAAAAGAAUGUCUCCGGGUCCUUUUCAUUAAACUGGGGCAACAACCGUAAAUUCCCAACAAUAUCAAAUGUGUCUGGAUUACGACCAAAAGAGGAACGACCCCUAGGUAACUCUGGGUCACCUUCCCAGAGCAAACUCUCCCGUGAGAGCUUUCCUUCCCUAACCAACUCUAGUCGCUCUUGUUGCAGCUUGAUUUUAGCACGCUCCAUAUCCUGUUUAAAUUCCAAUUCCCUUUCAUAUUUUACACGAUCAUGCUCCAUUUUAGCUCUUUGUCCAUUUUGUUCAUGCUCUAGCUGUAACAGAAGCAGUUCUUUCAGCUGUUCAAAAAGAAGACUACUAUGACUAACCGAUGGAGCAGUCAUUGUAACAUAUCGGGGAGACAAUGUGUCCUCAGCAGAGGCUGCCCCAGUGGUAACAUCCAGAAUACCACUCUCCAUCAAAUUGGCCUUCAAUAUUAACCUAAUAGAAUUUUUUAGGCGUUUAUCACUAAUUUCAACCUUGUAGUGUUCAGCAACUUUCAACAGCUGUUCUUUAGUACAUAAUUCCAACAGUUCUUCUGAUGGAAAGCGAAUGAACUCGUCUACAUUAGACGCCAUAAUCAGGAAAAAAAAAAAUAUAUAUAUAUAUAUAUCAUAAUAAUCUUGCUCAACCCCUCUGCUGAGCACACCAGACACAAGAGAAAUGACAAUCACACCGAGCACCACAGAAGAGAGCUGGGAUAUGGAGCUUCCCCAUAACCUACAAUAACUCAACCCUAGUCUUCGUGUGGAUUCGCGGUGGGUAAUUACGCACUGUAGCCCGCUGGCAAGGAAUUAAACCCCCCAGCACGCUGGUAGAUUCCACCAAGCCACGGAUGUGCCCCCGAGACAACUGCUCAGUCCACAGACACCACACAAAAAUAACAAACAUUUAACCAUGCCCAACGUAUCCCAAAACAGAACACGUCACUAAGCCUAUCAGGGGAAAAAGCUAUAACUCCGGGUAGAAAAUGUCACUACCCUACCCAAUCUCCCACUGAGGUACACAGCCGAUUGUACUCACCUCCUCAGACCGAUGCCCCAACAGCGAGUAGAGCAAGAGUUUCCAGGCUGGGCAGGGACUGGAAACUAACCAAUGUACUCUCUCCAACGCAGUACACAACCCAAAGGAAACCAAUACUGGGCCUAUCAAACUCAAACAAACUAACAAAAUUUACUACAAAAACCUACAGAAUUGGACAUUAACUCCACGUUCUCCCAAACACAACCAGUUCAAGAUCCCAGACGAGCCCCCACUUGUCACGAACCGGCUCAAGUUCGUAACAAAAGGGAGACACGUGGAGACAAGGAAUACUUAAAGUAUAUAUUUAUUAACUAAAGUAAACUAACUGAAAUAACAAUGGGGUGUGUAAUCAGUAGUGUAAGUGAGUGUUUGCUUGCAUAAAUGUAAUAUGGAAAAGUGUUGAGAAGUGCCAAAGCAAACAACCAAAAAAGCCACAAAAAUACCACAACCAAAGUCAAAGUAUCUGCCUGGAGAGAGUCCCCCUUCAUGAAUGUGGAAGAGGUCCAUUUAUGCUGGGACACACCCGGCCCAGGUGUUUCCCAUGUAGCUGACGACCCUCCCAACUCCGCCCACCGGCAUCCUAAUAAGGAAACAAGAGCAAAGAGAGAAUACGGCAGACAGAGUGGGAGGGUCGUCACACUAUCUACUUAAUUUCUAUUGAGAAACAUCAAUAUUUUUUUGCCUGAGGGACUAGCCAACAUGGACAACACUAUUAUGCUUUUCACUGUUAUUCUUUUCUCCUGUUGGUGUCCUCAGUGACCCUGUCUGCUCUGACCUGAAGGGGCUAUUUUUCAUGACAAGUUGUAACUUCCAUGAAGAUGGAUGUGGAGUAGCUAGGCAUGAGCAACAUGUAGUUUCUCAUUUGAUGACAGUCUGGUGGCUUAAUGCUUUCUCCUGCUGUUUUGAGUGACUUUAGCUACCUCACCUGCCCCCCUGGGAGAAUCAUCCCAUGGAGAGUCCUUAUUCUCAGCAGACGAAUGAGCAGCAGAGCUGAGCCAUGUGGACACACAGAAGAUAGCCUUGUAGGCAAAGGGGGGCAGUUUGACACCAAAGAGAUGAACAGACACAAUGUGUUGAGAGGAAGAGGAAGGAAAACAACUAGCAGUCCAAAGCGGAGGUUGACUUGGCGUUGAGCCUGUGUUGAGAUCAUUAUUGAGUGUCUGUGUUUCACCAUGGUUAUACAUGACAGCUCUCACUCCCUCGCUGUCCAUCUGCCCUCAUGCAUAGUGGCUGUUCUGGUGCCAUCUGGCCCCUACUGGCCCUUGUGUGUGUGUGUGUGUGUGAGAUUAUUUAAUAGAUAUAUAGCCUCUAUGAUAAUAACAACGUCUUCCUUAUUUCUUUAGAGCUCGAAACAGAUGGUUGAUUGUUCUCAUGUGUAAAACACAGUGCCAAAACACAGGACUAUAAAGCAAUUCAGCAGCUAAAGCCCUAAAAAUAAAUAUGUGCCUUAAUGUUUUAUGCAUACAAUCAAAAUGCUCUGUGAUAUUUUAUGGCAGUGCUUUGCUCUGCAGUGAAUGUCAUUAAUCAACAGGUGUCAUGAAUAACUCCCCCAUGUUCACAAUGGUGUGCAGAAUAACAUGUCAAACUGGUGACUGAUCAGUGAGUCAACACAUGUUAGAGAGCAGGUGCUAAGCUGUAGAGGCCUAUAAUCACAGUGCAGGGAAAUAUGAUCUCCCAGUGACCAAAAUGAGGUUGAAAAGAGACCCAAGUCAUAGACUGUUCUCUCUGCUACCGCACGGCAAGCGGUACCGGAGCGCCAUGUCUAGUUCCAAAAGGCUCCUUAACAGCUUCUACCGCCAAGUCAUAAGACUGCUGAACAAUUAAUCAAAUGGCUACCCGGACUACUCGCUGUUUAUUAUCUAUGCAUAAUCACUUUACCCCUACCUACAUGUACAAAUUACCUCGACUAACCCGUACCCCUGCACAUGGACUCGGUACCGGUACCCCCUGUAGGCCCCGUGUAGCUCAGUUGGUAGAGCAUGGUGCUUGCAACGCCAGGGUUGUGGGUUCGAUUCCCACGGGGGGCCAGUAUGAAAAUUUAUACUCUCACUAACUGUAAGUCGCUCUGGAUAAGAGUGUCUGUUAAAUGACUAAAAUGUAAAUGUAUAUAGCGUCGUUAUUUUAUUGUGUUACUUUUUAUUUAAUUUUUUACUUUAUUUUAUUUAGUAAAUAUUUUCUUAACUCUAUUUCUUGAACUGCAUUGUUGGUUAAGGGCUUGUAAGUAAGCAUUUCAUGGUAAGGUCUACACCUGUUGUAUUCGGCGCAUGUGACAAAUAAAAUGUGAUUUUAUUUUCCAGACGUUGAAAUUAGGUAAAUUUUUGGUUCUGAAUUAAAGUUGAAAAUACAUAUUUUCCGAAUGUUGAAAAUACGUAUUUUCCAGAAGUUGAAAAGACGUAAUUUACAGACUUUGAAAAUAUGUAUUUUACGGAUGUUGAAAAUACUUUUUUAUUUUUUAUUGAUUGGACAUGAUUUGGAAAGGCACACACCUGCCUAUAUAAGGUCCCACAGUUGAUAGUGCAUGUCAGAGCAAAAACCAAGCCAUGAGGUCGAAGGAAUUGUCAGUAAAGCUCUGAGACAGGAUUGAGUCGAGGCACAGAUCUGGAAAGUGUACCCAAAAAGUUCUGUAGCAUUGAAGGUCCCCAAGAACACAGUGGCCUCCAUCAUUCUUAAAUGGAAGAAGUUUGGAACCACCAAGACUCUUCAUAGAGCUGGCCGCCUGGCCAAACUGAGGAAUCAGGGGGAGAAGGGCUUUGGUCAGGGAGGUGACCAAGAACCCGAUGGUCACUCUGACAGAGCUCUAGAGUUCCUCUUUGGAGAUGGGAGACCUUCCUUAAGGACAACCAUCUCUGCAGCACUCCACCAAUCAGGCCUUUAUGGUAGAGUGGCCAGACAGAAGCCACUCCUCAGUAAAAGGCACAUGACAGCCCGCUUGGAGUUUGCCAAAACCCAAAGACUAAAGACUCUCAAACCAUGAGAAACAAGAUUCUCUGGUCUGAUGAAACCAAGAUUGAACUCUUUGGCCUGAAUACCAAGCGUCACGUCUGGAGGAAACCUGGCACCAUCCCUACAGUGAAGCAUGGUGGUGGCAGCAUCAUACUUUGGGGGUGUUUUUCAGUGGCAGGGACUGGGAGACUAGUCAGGAUCGAGGCAAAGAUGAACGGAGCAAAGUACAGAGAGAUCCUUGAUGAAAACCUGCUCCAGAGCGCUCAGGACCUCAGACUGGGGUGAAGAUUCACCUUCCAACAGGACAACGACCCUAAGCACACAGCAAAGACAACGCAGGAGUGGCUUUGGGAAAAGUCUCUGAAUGUCCUUGAGUGGCCCAGCCAGAGCCUGGACUUGAACCCAAUUGAACAUCUCUGGAGAGACCUGAAAAUAGCUUUGCAGCAACGCUCCCCAUCCAACCUGACAGAGCUUGAGAGGAUCUGCAGAGAAGAAUGGGAGAAACUCCCCAAAUGCAGGUGUGCUAAGCUGGUAGCGUCAUACCCAAGAAGACUCGAGGCUGUAAUUGCUGCCAAAGGUGCUUUAACAAAGAACUGAGUAAAGGGUCUGAAUAUUUAUGUAAAUGUUAUAUUUCUGUUUUUUAUUUUUUUAUUUGGUCAUUAUGGGGUAUUGUGUGUAUUGAUGAGAAAAAAAUAACAAUUUAAUCAAUUUUAGAACAAGGCUGUAACCUAACAAACUGGAAGAAGUAAAGGGGUCUGAAUACUUUCUGAAUGCACUGUAUAUACUCUACUCUUCUUUACUGUACUCUACUGUACUGAACUAUACUCUACUUUGCUGUAUUGUAUUGCACUGAACUGUUCUGUACUGUACUGCGCUGUACUGACUGUCCAAACUUCUGAAACCUAGACAGCUAUGAUUUGUUCAGAUUUGGUCCGAUUCAGAUUUGAAGGGACGUCUGUGGACAUUGCAAUCAAGGCCAGUCCGGAUCGGACCAAAAAUCGACAUCUGUGGACAUUGAAAUCAAGGUCUUUUCAAAGUCCAUGGACGCCAGACGGUGCUCACUGGGCUGGCCCCCGUCUCCAUUCACUGAGUGGGCUAUAGGCUGCCCUAUGCCUUUCAAUAUGCAUCACUUGAACGCAACUGUUACUUGAAAACUGCUUUUAGAGAGAUGUUUCAUACUUACAAUUAAUUAGUAAGCACAAAUUGUUUCUGUACUAUGCAUUUAGUAGAGUUUUUACCUGUUUAAUUCAUCUAGGUGUUCUUGGCUGACCUUAAUGCAGUGGUAAAAUGUAUGUCCAUAAUGGUGACACUGUUGUUUGUGCUGUUGUGUUUGCAGCUGCAGAGGAAAAGGCACAUAGGCAACGACAUCGUGGCCAUCUUGUUUCAGGAGGAAAACACGCCCUUUGUACCAGACAUGAUAGCAUCCAACUUCCUGCAUGCCUAUGUUGUGGUUCAGGUGGAGAAUGCCUGCUCAGACAACGUCACGUACAAGGUACUGUAAGCCCAGGCAUACUCUUCACAGUCUAUAACCCUGCGCAAUCCUGCUAUUUCAAUACAUAGAGAGUCGGCCCAAGGCAACCUGCAUGUUCCUUACUAGAAAUCAAUCAGUAACUGACUGCCCAUUAUCUGCCUCAUAAAGGUUUUUAGGGGCUAGCCAGUGUUAUGUGAUUUAGUGGUGGCAUUUGGAUACACUUCACCUCUUUUUUACCACUCCAGGUGUCUGUUACAGCGAGAGACGAUGUGCCUUUCUUUGGACCUGCUCUACCGGACCCGGCCAUUUUUAAAAAGGUGAGAAGUCAUGAAUCUAAGUAAUGCAUAAACUAGGUGAGCCCAUGAGAGGGACAACAUAUUAAUUUAGCCCUUCCUCCUCCCUCCCCUUCCUCUCUAGGGACAUGAAUUCCAUGAGUUCCUAUUCACUAAGCUGAUCAAUGCGGAGUACGCCUGUUACAAGGCUGAGAAGUUUGCCAAGCUGGAGGUGAGAGCAGGAGCGUGCCACAGCAUGCUGUGAAGUGUGGGGGCGGAGUCACGCUGCUCUCGCUGCACCACUUUACUAUACCAUCUGUCUGAGUGUUUGUGGAUGUGUUGAUUAAUGACAGGAUCAUGUCGGUUUACAGACUCAUUACGAGUGUGUGUUUACACGUAUGUGUGUGUGUGUGUGUUUGUGUGUUGAACUCUAUUGUACACUGAAUGCAUGCAGGAGUCCCUGCACAAGUGUUUACAUGCGAUUGAUUUCUAUAGUUCUGACCGACGUAGUGUGUGUUGUUGUCAGGAGCGCACACGGUCGGCCCUGCUGGAGACCCUGUAUGAGGAGCUACACAUCAACAGCCAGUCCAUGAUGGGCCUGGGAGGGGACGAGGACAAACUGGAGAAUGGGGGUGGAGGGGGAGGAGGCUUCUUUGAGUCCUUUAAGGUAACCCUCCACUAUACGAGGUGCAAGCUUAAUCGGGCACUUGACAUGCAUGAGAGAGGUUGAAUAUUAUUUCCUGGAAGGGAUUCUGGGUAUUCAAACAUGAAAAAUAAUGCACAGAAAAGGAAGUGCCAGUGCCAGUGCCAGUGUCAGUGCUCUCUGGUAGUGCCCUGGUGCUGUUGAAGAUUCCAUAAUUAGCUGUUACCAUAUCACAUCCCACUUUUAGAGUGUCAUGUAACCAGGCGACGAUCAGGGAGUUGGGAGCAUCCCUGUCGAUGUGCAUCCUGCACUCUGACUCUAUGUCCUUCAUCAAUGACCAUUAGGUUGGCUGAGAGUGGAGCGUGGGCAGGACAGUGUGCCAUGGCAGUGGAGGAGCUGUGAUUAUGUGUCUCUGAUGAACGCUGUAAUGGACUCUCAUUAGCGAGCUGAUGAUGCUGCUCGCAUGGCAAACCAUGUGCCACUAUGCUCUUUUCCUCUCUGGCUCUGUUUUGUCUCUCUCUCUCUCUCUCUCUCUCUCUCUCUCUCUCUCUUUUCUCUAUCUCUCUCUCUCUCUCUUUUCUCUAUCUCUCUCUCUCUCUUUUCUCUAUCUAUUUUAUCUGUCUCAGUCUCUAUCCAGCCCUGCACUUCAUUCAUGGAUGAGUCUACUGAGCACCUGCAAGACAUUGAAGGAUUAUAUCACUCUCCUCUGAACACCCACUCUCAGACCUCAGACUUCAUUUACACCUUCCUAUCAGUGUGAGGCACUGGAACAGUCUACUCUGUUAUACUAAUAGACAUCUUCUCUCAUUUGGCCUCUUUCCCGCUCACUUAUCUACACUGCCCCCAAGUGUUCAAAUACGGUCCUGCAUGAUCUCCAUCACUGGUUAUCAUUAGAAUCAGGGUUAGUGUGGUUAAGGCAAGGGUUAGGGUCCAUACACACUCACAGACCGUGUCUCCUCGUCUCUCUCUGUACUCUGUAGCGGGUGAUCCGCAGCAGAAGCCAGUCUAUGGAUGCCAUGGGCCUCAGUAACAAGAAGCCACACACUGUCUCCACUAGUCUCAGCGGCAACUUUACCGAGACCCCCAAAACCCCAGGGAUAGUAAGUAACCCUUUUGGUUUGACCAGAGGCCCACUACUGACUCCCCUGUAGUAGACACUGACCCUCCCCUAACAACACUCAAUACAUUCUACUGCAUACCCUAUCCUCUCAGCCCUGUGGAAUUGGCCUACACUGUCUGUAGCUAACACCAUACUCCUCCCUUCCUUGUCUAUCCUACCUGUGCUCAAACCCCUUUAUUUAACACACUGUUUCGUAUAUGUGGUCCCAUACCUUAACCCUCAUAUCAGUCACCUCCAUAGUUUGCCAUUUUCCAUGACUUUUUUCAUGGCAUUUUUAAAUGAACCACUGUUCAUUUCACAGUAAUGAUUGUCAUUUUCAUAUCAUGAUAAUGUUAUAGAAAGCCAUGCUAAAUCUUAAACCAUAUACAUUUUCAUAUUGUUAAACCCAGAGAUCUGUUGAGGCAUAAAAGUAGGCACUGGUGUGCCUUUUGGAAAGUUUUUCUUAUGUGAAUGAUCCCAAAGACCCUAUAACCCUUUCUGCCCUUUUACAGACUUAGUGGGCUUUUGACUCAGACUCUCAUAACAUUGUGAAUCCGGAUUUGCUUUCUCUGACAACCUGAAAGCCAGUUGAGAAGAGAUGAGUUGAGCUGUCUGACUACCCAGAGUUCCUCCCUUGUUACCUUGCUGGCAUGAGUGUUGCAUGUGCUGCUGUAGCCUCUUUAUGCAGCCUAGCAUUGUCGCUGCAUGAAGCCUGUCUAGCAUGGAGCUGUGCCUGGCGGCCAGUAGUGAAGAUGAGAAGUUAGUACACAGUCUCCUUUAUGAAUGCACCUAUUUCCACUUUGUGACACACUGUUGCAGGUUGCAGAAUACUCUGACUGGCAAUCCAAAGAAACAGCUGCUGUUUUGCAAUUAGUUCGCCAAAGUAAAUCUGCCCUUUCACAUACUAACUAUUUGGAUUGUGACAGACCCUCCUCUAUCUCUCGCUAUCUGUCAUAUAUUAUUUUAAACAGGCCUACAUCUAUAGCCUGGUGGUCCAGGCUAUAUACAGUCUGUUUGUGCUUUGGCACUUCCUCUCUGUGUUAAUUCAUUGUCAUGCAAGAUAUUACAUGUAUGGCAUGACAAUGAUAGAAGAAUGGGACCAAGCUACCUGGGCUAUGCUGCCCAUAUACUGGAGCUGGACGAUAUGGCCAAAAAGCCAUAAUCACGAUAAAUGGACUAAAUUAUCACGAUAACGAUAAAUUGAAUGAUACGUUUAUAACAUCACAAUGUUUCCCUUACAACUAGUACUUUGAAUGUUGUAGCUAUCAAUUGUUCCAUUAACAAUCGCCCAUAUUAGCAAACUAAUUUCAUUUUAAACGUCACAUUUCUCUAGUAAAGGCUACUUAUCGUAGUGAAUGAUAUCUGCAAAAUGUCCACGAUAAGUGGUCGGUAUGGUCGGUGUCAAUACUUUUCGGUUUAUCGUCCCAGCUCUACCAUAUACAGUACGUAAUGCCACUCUGUGGUCUCGGACUCUAGACGAGCUUUCAAUAUGAAUGACCUUUCAAUGUGUGCUCAAUAUGUCGCCUGUCUUCUGUGUCUUAUGGUGUACUGUGAGCUCAUGUUCUAAUUUGCAACUUGCUGGUCCAAUGCUACCUGCUGCAUGAAAUCUCAUGGUGUCUUCUUUUCUCUGCUACUCUCAAUCUCUUUAUAUUUAUAUAUUUAUCCCUCUUUCUCUUUCUCUGCUUUCUACUGCCUUAUGUGAUUCAGUCAUUACUUGUCCCAGGGAAAGGUCCCAGUAGGUAUCAUGGACGUCGCGGCAGUGCCAUAGGGAUAGGAACAAUAGAAGAGGUUCAUGUAUAAUUCUCCCUUCUAAUUUGCUGUUUCUCUGCUGUUUUCUUUGCUUAUUUGUCUGGUUAUCUGUCUCUUUGCAUAACUCAUACGGUUGCUUUCUGCCUAAACCAAUAUUUUUAUAUCCAUUUAUGAAGCAAUAAUUUUCUACAUCUCAAGUGUGGGGUAAAACCAUUGGGUUGUAAUAAAGCUAUAAUUUAGGUAAUAAAUAGUUUAUGAAGGGUAUCCAUUGCAAAAAUGGAAAGGUUUGUGAGAAUACUUACUGGUUUAUUACCUUACUCCGUGUAUCAAUUCCUCUCUUUCACUCAUGAUGAAGUGAUGGAGUAUCUCAAAUUGUCUUUCACCAACAAGCCACUGUCACUUCAUUUUAGUCCCCCAUAACGUUUAUCAUGUGUUGUAGAUAGCAAGUAUCAUAUACUGAAGGCAUUUGAGUCAUUGUGCAGACUCUCAAUGACAUUCACCAAAUGCCAUUCACCCAUAUUUGAAUGGAAUUCACAUUUUCACUGACUGUAAAACAGACCAAGUAAUAUCUUAGACAGUGUAUUAUAGCCUCCAUCUUUUACAAUACGUCAUGCUAGAGGAAUAUAGUACUGUGGCUGACUAACCUAUCCACUCCUCCCCAGUCUCUGAUCAUUCCUGGGAAGAGCCCCACCAGGAAGAAGUCUGGGGCUUUCGGCACUCGACGGAGCAGCGCCAUUGGGAUCGAGAACAUCCAGGAGGUGCAGGAGAGGAGGUGAGAGGAAGGCUUGGGCUACCUGGAGAUGAAAGAGGAAAAUUGGGAGUGUCAGAGAAAAAGGAUAGAAAGAGAUGGAGAAAUUAAACAUUUCAGAAGUGAGGGCAAAUACCAAAAUUUACUAUAAAUGGCUGUCAGCUGUCACAUGGUAUUUUACAGAAGUGUCGCAGUUGUGUUAGGAUUAGUGGCUAACGUUAGAAAGGAGGUUAGGUUAGAGUUAGGGAGAGGUUCAUGUUAUGGUAGGGUUAGCUAACAUGCUAAGUAGUUGCAAAAUGCUAUGGUUGUGUUUAGCUAAAUUUGAUAAUUAGCUAAGAUGCUAAAGUUGUCCAUGCCGUGAUUCAAACACACAGCCUUGGGUUGCAAAACAUUCGUAUUAUACGCCUACCCAUCCUCCCCAACAACCUCCUUACUUUCGUUUCAGUCUAAAGUACCUCCCACAAUGUAUGACAUCAGAUUGCCUAGUGUUUUUUUUGCCAAUGGUACGACAGUUACAAACUAGUGGUUUUGGCCCGCACCUUGGGAUGGUUUUAUACUUCAAGAGAUGGGAGACAACGGGGUAAAGAGAGAGAUGAGGCAUUCAAAGAUACAGGGCUGCCAACUUUUGAAGAAAGCUUGGAGUGAGAUUUGCUAUGUGAAUUUCAUUGCCCCCUGGCACAAUCCCUAGAAGGGGGACUGGGAAAAUGUUACUGUUUUAAAGCUAAUUUCCUGCAACUCAAUGUAUUUUGACAUGUCUUAGGCCUAUGACCAGGGUGGAAGAUAAAAAAAUCAAAACCACAGGUCCGGUGUAUUUAGGAUGCUUUGAACAUUAAAUGAACACUCAACAUUUGACGACUUUGUUACUUUGAGAUUUUGGGGAGAUUAAAUUUAAAGUAUGCUAAUAUUUUUGUUAUCAUAUUUUUUAGGUUGUUUGACACUUAAUUCAGACAGUAAUUAAAUGAGAUGGGGAGACAGGCAAGUUGUGUGCGAUAUGUGCCAGGAAGUGUUACCACUACACCAAGGCUCUGCACAGGAAUUUUGUAAUAUUAAUGGUUGAUGGCAGAGGGUAACCAAAUCAUAGAUUACAGUCUCCUUGACCAUAGACUGCUUUCAAGGUAAGGACACAAACAUUUUGUAAUUUGGAUGAACUAUCUCUUUAAAAUAGGGCUUGAAUAAAAUCCUGCUUGCUCUCCAGGAGGGUUGGCCACCCCUGAUCUACUGUAUGUUUCCCAGGUGCUGGGUGUUUGAAAAUGUUCUUGUUAUAACAAUUCAUUUCUCAAAAUCACCCAACCUUCAAGAAAAAUCUAAUGAAUAUCAAUAUUCAGGGGGUUUAUGCCUACUAGUUGAAUAUCCUUGCCAUCAUCUUACUCUACAUAGAAAAAAGAUGAUGCCUUUAUGAGUUGUGAGUACCCUUACCAUCUCUGCCUAUCAUGUGCACAAUACUAAAAUGUCAAAAAUGAUAUUUGAUUCCUGGAGCAUUUAAUAUCCAACGCUUAUUUGUAUGCCUUAUUCAAAACUGUCCAUUAAUGGCUGAAAAAUACAUAGCCUCAUAUCAAGUAGGCAUAUCAGAUUUCAAAUAUGUGAUUACACUGGCAAAAUAGGGAAGAAGUGGAAUAAUAAAAUAUGUUUGGGGAAUAACAUUGGUGUUCUUGCUGACAAGCACAGUAAUUACUCUAUAGUUUAGCCCAUUGUUAAGAAUGAGAACUGUUCCACUGAUCAGACUAAAUAAAGUAAAUAGAUAAUCAAAUCUCCUGAAGACAAUAUUACAUAAAUCUGCCCCUACACCCUAACCACAUUCUACUUCUAUUUUUCCCACUCUAGAAUACAAUUUUGGGUUCACAAUUUGCUUGACAAAAUUAUUUUCACAGUUACGAAUCAGGUCACCUAACCAAACUAAACCAAAAACAUAAUGUAGGUCUGUCUGCUGCCUUUUUGUUGUCACAGCCUAAACGCCAAUCACCAAACGAGGGGACUAAUGCAAGUGUGGAUUACAUCGAUUUUAGUACAUGCUGUCAAAACGAAUAGAUUUAUGGACGGGAGUAACAGCAACCUAAUUUUGUUGACAACAUUUGACAUAAAACAGCGCUACCAUGCUACUCUUUUUACAGUUUUAUAAAAUCAGCGGAGAACGACUAGUUACCGGAGUGUAACUCCAGUUCUAUGAGUGGAGCGGAGCCCCAUAGGGGAGCUAUGCUCCUAGUGGUUUACCCUCUGCCCUACGGCAGAAACAGCCUGAAGCAAAAAUUAUGCACACACCUGCAGCCAAUGGGAGCACAGGUGCCCCUAUAUAAAGGGACCCGUUCCCUCAAUCUGCCUCCCGAGAUAUUAUCUUCAGCGAGACUAGAGAGGGUCGGCAGGGCCUUAAGUCCUAUGGGGCUCCGCUCCACUCAUAGAACUGGAGUUACACUCCGGUAACUAGUCGUUCUAUAUCGUGGAGCUCCGCCCCAUAGGGGAGCUAUGCUCCUAGUGGUUUAAGGCGGAGCGAAACGCUCCAAAAUGUACUCCCUGCCGAGCCUAACACUUCCCAUUAAAAAAUGAAAAAAGGUCAAGCCCAGCAAUGGCUGCAACCAAUUCCCGCAGUACUGCGACUAAAAAACCCAUCCGGGCGUCACAAUAUACCGCGUCAUCGGUUAUAGACCCGCCCCAUCUAGCUCAAUAGCAAUGCCAAUGGCUAGUGGGCAGACCAUCAGAAUAGAAGCCAUGCUAAUCUGUACUAGCAGAUAGCCGUGCCUCAAUAUUCUGUGACAACACUAUCGUCCACUAAUGGAAUGACAUAAAUGUCACUCUACAUUAUGUGUCCAAUAUACCGCCUUACUCACUCAAUGGAACCCAGAGAUUAGUAGGCAGGAACAAAAUAUACUAGUCAUACUAAACUGAACCAUCAGAUAGAUGACCUCACAUUCUGUCCCCUCAAUACAUGUCUCUACCAUACUGACACUGUCAGUCAGGAGACAUGCCACAAGAUAUGCUUUUCAUCCAAAGCGGACCUGAUAGAGACCUGUCUAUCAUCCUGCUUCUCUCUCCUCCAGCUCAAGAUUAUCCUUCAGCUGUGCUGAGUGCAAUCGAGCUUGAGAGUUAAAAGCUUAUCCUAGACAUAACAAGUUUUCCUAACCAAAGCGGACCUGAUUGGAACCUGCCCAAGGUCCUGCUUUGUCCAUUCUUUCUAGCUCAAAAUCGCCUUUCAGCUCUGCUGAUGCCGACCGAACUAAAGAGUUAGAAAACAUGUCCAUCCAUAAUAUGUUUCUUCUAAUAAAAACGGACUUAUGAGCAUGGUCACAAUCCUGCUUUCUUUCUCUGUUUUUUUCUCAAGAUCUCCCUUCAGCCACGCUGAGUACAGACCGAGCCAAAGAGUUAGAAGACAUAUCCAACAGAUAGAAACGGAUAAAAGGAGACGGUGUCGACCAUGACGCUGCUCUACAAAUAUCCUCUACCUCUGUUCCUCUGAAGAGGGCAGUAGAAGCUGCUACUCCACGAGUGGAGUGCGCUCUAAUACCCUGAGGCGGUUGUUGCCCCGCCGCCUCGUACGCCGUCUCAAUACCUUCACAAAGCCAAUGAGACAAUCGCUGUUUUGAAAGUGGUCUACCUAAUGCAGCCGCACCGUGACACACAAACAGCUGAGGCGAUGACCUAACCGCUGCUGUGCGCUCAAUGUAGCACGCCAAAGCGCGUACUGGGCACAGACAAUGAAGCUUUUCCUCACUCCUCUCCCCAUGGGGAGGGGGAUGAAAAGCCCACAAUUCCACGAUCUGUGAUCUAUAUGCACUGUUAAUAACCUUCGGCACAAAUGCCGGGUUAGGACGUAACACCGCUCUGCUCAGAUCGCCAUUGAUGGCAAGGCAGUCGGGUCUCGUCGACAGUGCACACAAAUCACUGACCCGCUUAGCAGUAGUCAAGGCGAGCAACAGCGCCGUCUUGAUAGACAGCAUCUUGAGGGGUAUUUGAUUCCUGAGGGAACAGGACGAACCACCACUGGGAAGAGACGCAUUCGCGCACUACCCGUGGCCGAAAGUUCUUCUGUAUGCAUUCCCUCCGCUGUCUUGCAUUCUCCCACUGCUAGCCAGGGUGAGGUCAGAGGAGCUGUCAGUGAUACUGAUAGCGCCCGAUCGCCCGGGGGCUCCGUGGUUUGCGGAGAUGAGUCAGAUGUUGAUUGCGCCACCUUGGCCAAUUCCACAUCGACGAGACGCGUUGACCCAGGCGGGAGGCUCGAUAGGGCAGUGGCUCGAACGGCGACUUACAUAGCGCUUCGAGAACCAAGGCCAAAUCCCACUUGGGCAGCGUAGCUCUAGGCAUCGGCCUAAGCCGUCGCGUUCCCAAUAAGAAACGUUUCACUAAUGGGUGACUGAACACGUUUUUCCCGUUAAACCCUUCAUGACCAGCUGAAAUUGCCGCUGCAAACACUCGAAUGGUGGAGGGCGAUUUCUGCUUAUCAAACAUAGACUGCAGGAAUGAGAGCACACUCUCUACCUGACAGCUCAUGGGGUCCACGUCCUGUGUGUCACACCAUUGUGAGAAAACAUUCCAUCUGCUGGUAUACACUCUAGAAGUGGAACUGGCUCUUGCGCCCUGUAUGGUUCUGAUCACUGCAUCAGAUAACCCACGGCGCCUCAACCUGUCCCAUUCAGGAACCAAGCCUUCAGUGGUUGGCCGAUUAUGGGCCACUGCCCUAUCGAGCCUCCCGCCUGGGUCAACGCGUCUCGUCGAUGUGGAAUUGGCCAAGGUGGCGCAAUCAACAUCUGACUCAUCUCCGCAAACCACGGAGCCCCCGGGCGAUCGGGCGCUAUCAGUAUCACUGACAGCUCCUCUGACCUCACCCUGGCUAGCAGUGGGAGAAUGCAAGACAGCGGAGGGAAUGCAGACAGAAGAACUUUCGGCCACGGGUAGUGCGCGAAUGCGUCUCUUCCCAGUGGUGGUUCGUCCUGUUCCCUCAGGGAAAACCAUAGGAGACACUGCGCGUUCACACGUGACGCGAACAGGUCCACCUCGGCUCUCCCGAAUUGUUCCCAAAUUCGUAGAACAAUGUCCGGGUGCAGACACCACUCGUCGUCUCGAGGACCCCCUCUUGACAUGAGGUCUGCCCCUACGUUCAAGUAGCCCGGAAUGUGCGCUGCUCUCAAUGAGCGAAGGUGCUUGUGAGCCCACAGCCACAAUUCCACUGCCGCCCGAUGGAGGGCAGGAGACCUGACCCCUCCCUGGCGGUUUAUGUGAGCCACUGUGGUCCGGUUGUCUGACCAGACCAACACAUCGCGACCCCGAAGGGUAGACGCGAAGUGGGUCAAAACCAGUCGAACCGUUUCCAACUCUAGGAGGUUGAUGUGACGACCUGAUUGAGGCCAUGCACCUCCUAUCGCUUGAGACUGACAUGUCCCUCCCCAUCCAGUCAGAGAGGCAUCUGUAAACACUGGAAUGUAGGAUGACACCUUGCCCAUCGGGACUCCGUGCGUGAGAACGCUCGGGUUCCUCCAAUAGUCCAGGUCUGCUCUUAGCGAGAGAGGAACCACCACCAACCGAUGACGUUGACGCACUGGGUCUAGUCUUAGUUGGGCGAACCACCGCUGUGUUCUGCGCAUGUGCAGAAGCCCCAGCGGGACCACAGAGUGGGCUGCCGACAUGAGACCCAAAAGUGACAUGAUCGAUAGCGCCGUUACUGUGUGAUUCGGACGACACCUCCUCAGGGCUAGUAACAAUGCUGCCCUUCGAGGGUCCGAAAUUCGAGCCCUCAUCAUUACAGUGUCUAGCUGUAGUCCCAGGUAGACAAUCUGAUGACUGGGCCAGGGUGCGCUCUUUUUCCAAUUCACAGCGAACCCCAGACGCGUGAGAUGAAUCACUGUCUGUGUCGUGUGAGUGAACGCCAGCUCUGCUGACGGGGCGAGAACCAGCAGGUCGUCUAGGUAGGCUAGUAUCCUUAUCCCUUGACGACGCAGCGGCUCCAAUGCCGCCUCCACACAUUUGGAAAAUGUUCGAGGUGCCAGGGCGUACCCAAACGGCAUCCUCGUGAACUCGUACGCCACCCCUUGAAAGGCGAACCGCAGAAACUUUCUGUGGCGUGAUUGUAUCGGCACAUGAAAGUACGCGUCCUUUAGGUCUAUGCUUGUACAAAAAUCUCCCUUCUGGACACAUUCCAGUAGACGUUUUGUCGUCAGCAUUCGGAAGGGCCGUUUGGUUAUGCUCUCGUUGAGAAUGCGUAAGUCCAAAAUCGGCCUCACUCCCCCCGUCUUUUUGGGCACUAGGAAAUAGGGCGAAUACAGCCCUUUGUUCCUUUGCUCUCGGGGAACUACUGUGACCGCCUCCUUCGCCAAAAGUUCCGUAAUCUCUGACAUCAGAGCGGCUACUUUGUCUGGCGUUUUCAUCACCGUUUCCACCACUCCCCUGAACGGGGGUGGGGGCCGAUGGAAUUGGAGGGCAUAACCCUUCUGCAACGUCUGAUCUAGCCAGCGUGAGAGGGUACAGCUUCGUUGCCACUGCCAGCGAUGCAGAGAAAGCGGGCGCGCACGAAGCUGUGGUGCAUCCAGUAGGAAGGACCUGUAUUCCUCUAUGGCCCUCGCCGCCGCUAUUCCCCAGCACUGAGUUGGUGGAAUAGCCCAAGGCGGGCCCCCCUCGAAAGGGAGAGGAAACAUCAGCUCGUUCUGGGUGAAUCGGGGGCCUUGAUACGUUAGUUACGACCGUAACUCCAGUAAUCCGGCCCUCCGUGAACGCAGCACGGUUCUGAACUGCACUGGCUGAGGCAUUGGCCUGAGACAGAGCGCUCUCCCCGGAUAGCAAUUGCGUCAUCAUGUCAUUGUCUGACUGAGACUGCUGCUUGCCAUGAGACCCAUCCAUUACAGUACUCAACAGAGUCUGAAAGAUGUGAUCACUGACUGGUACCACACGGUGGUGCCACAAUACCUCCUCAUUGGUCUCAUGCGGCUGCUCAACAGCACACUCAAUGUGUGGUGAGCUGCGCUCAGAGCCAUGGGCAUUGUUACGUUCUGAAUAGACCGGAGGCGUCCAUACCUUGGUUAUACUUGUAACUCUGGUAUUCCCGCUCUCCGUGAACGUCGCACGGGUCUGAUCUGCGCUGGCUGAGGCAUUAGCCUGCAGCAAGGCGUCAUUCCCGGCUAGCGGCUGCGUCUUCAUGUCACAUUGGGACAGAGACAGCUGCCUGCUGUGUGAGACCUUUACUACAGAGCUCCUAGGAGUCUGUAGUAAAAGAUCUUUAUUAAGUGAGCUAAGGCUGCGCCUUGCUACCUUUUCCCUUUUCCUCUCCUGAAUGCGCUCAACUACGCACUCUUGGUGGGUUGAGCUACACUCAGGAUGGUGAGAGAAAACCAUAGAACGUGAAGUGUUCUGUAGUACGUUAUGGAAUAAAUGUCCUUCUUUGACAAUGUCAGUGAGAACCAGCUCUUUAUUCACACAACCACAAAACACACCCUCCACGCCCUGAACAGUGGGGUGGGGGGGAACAGUAAGCUCAAUUGCGUCUUGCGCCGAGCCGUCUUCCGUCCUCUCCCCCUCGCCUCGUCAUUGGUGCCGCCUUUUUUGGGAGACCUUCUGGUGCUGCCAGGCCGGCUUGACGGCGACUUCCCUCGCCGGCGGAACCGUCGCUGCCACUGUCGCUGCUGGAGGGGCCGAACCCGCUCUCUUGCCGCCUGUGGUGGACGCCUGUCGCCUGGCCCGUCGCCUCCCUGUAGCUCUACUGGGGGCGUUGGAGGUGGACGGAGUAGCUGGGGCUCUGCUGGCCUUCAUUGCCAAUGGCAGAUGUUUGGCCAGGUGAUUCCUCUCCUCAUCCAAUUUAGCGAUACGCUCUGUUGCGUCUUUCACAGCGACCCCAAAUAGGCCCUCGCUGGAGACGGGAGCGUUGAGCAAGGAGGCUCUGUCAGUCUCCUUCAUGGCCGUCAUAGAUAGCCACAGGUGACGCUCUGUGACCACCGAGGUGGCCAUGGUCCUGCCUGCGCAGAUUGCCACAGCCUGCGUCAGAUGGAGGAUGGCCCCGGAAAUCCUGGACGCCUCCUCGAUUUCCUCGCUGGUCAACUCCGACCUACCCGUUGUGAGACGGGAUAGGGAGGCCGCGAGGAGGGCGAUGUUAUUCGCCGCUGACACGCCCUGGGCUCCCAGCGUGAAGGACUUCUCAGCCAGCUGUGCUGUGAGCCUGUCCCUUUGUGCUGGCAAGGUGGCCUUCUUGGAGGCUGCCCAGGGACUCGAACCUGGCACUAAGUACGCCGCCAUGGCGCCUUCGAGCCUAGGGAUUCCCUUAGCCGCCCACUCAUUACCGGCCACUCUGGUGAAUGGGAUAUACGCUCUGGCCGGCGAACGCGCCGCCAGAGGUGAGCCCCACGAGCCCUCGACAUAUUUGCCAAGGGAAGGCAUGGCUGGAGCCAUUGGCUCAGCCGCCCUCCUUGGCUUGGAGUAGGGGCCGCCUUCCAUCAGGUCCACUUCCACAGGGAGGGGAGCUGGGGGCAGCGCUAUCUCCAGUCGAUUAGCCGCCUUCUCAAUGAGUUCGGGAAAGUCCGAACGCAGAGAGGCUGCCGCGAAGGACAGGGCUUCUGAUCUCACAGAGCCCAUGUCGUCAUCGUACAAGGAGCCUUCAGACCUCGCGCUCUCCAACGGAAAGGGGGUCUUGAAAGCUGGCGCCAGAGCUCCGGAUUGUCCCACUGGGAUAUCCAUCUCUGUGCCUUCCUUGCCGUCCUCUGAGCCAGCACUGUCCGUCGACGCCUCUGAAGCAGAGGCGAGAGUGGACAAUACAUCCUCUAGAGGGACGUCCUCUCUAAAGAACGCCCAACGCUGCUUCCUCUCCUUGCUAGGAAGGAGGGCGCAGGAGGCGCAGUUAGGAGGGUUGUCGAGACCGUCCUUAGCAUGCUGCGGUCCCAAGCACACGAAACAAAGGUUGUGGGGGUCCGUAGCUGCCAUGUCAGUGCAUCGACAUAGAGCCCUAAAAAGGGCUUUUGGGGGUGGGAAAUUCCCUGGUGCGCUCAUGCUGGAAGACGUUGAUGGCUGGAUAUCAACGACGAGAUCUUCCUGAGUCUUCUAUGGCUUCUUCAAUUCUAGUCCAGUCGCUGAAGAUAAUGGGAGGCAGAUUGAGGGAACGGGUCCCUUUAUAUAGGGGCACCUGUGCUCCCAUUGGCUGCAGGUGUGUGCAUAAUUUUUGCUUCAGGCUGUUUCUGCCGUAGGGCAGAGGGUAAACCACUAGGAGCAUAGCUCCCCUAUGGGGCGGAGCUCCACGAUAUAGAACGUUGUCUCUCCAUUCAGCUCCACCCUAAUCUUGAGUGGCGUUUCUUUAAAACAUGCAUCCAAUCCCCUUGAUCCAUCACAUAACUAGACCAAUCAUAUGCUUCAAUGUGCCGCAUUUCACAGUGCUGUGGCAAGACAGGACAAUGAUAGAGAUUUCUCUCGUCAUGUUAAAUUGCUGGCGCAGAUGCUCUGAUUUCAAAAGGACUUGGAGCACAGUUAAAAAGUUAACGCGCUAAUGGACUAAUUAGUAAAAUAAAAGCAGUAGUUUUCAAUGCGUUAGAUAUGAGGUGAGCGUGAGAAGAGGGUCAAAUGCGUGUUUCUCACAUCCAAUGCGUGAGAGUUGGCAGCUCUGAAGAUAUGUAAGGUCACUGGAGAGACAGACUCGUCCAAUCAACAAACUGAUAGGCAUUAGCAUGCUGAUACCUCUUUCUCCCCACCUCCCUCAGUCGGGAAGUGUCCCCCAGCACACAGAGGACCCCAGACAGCGGACACAUCUCCCAGGACCCCAAAUCAGAGAACUCAUCCAAUCAGAGCUCACCAGAGAUGCCCACCACAAGGAUCAGGUGAAUAGACAGCACUCAAAAGUGCUCAGUUAAACCCAUGCUGAACAACGUGUGUCGGUAUGUGUGUGUGUAUGCACUGCAAAAAGUAAUUUAUCUUAUUUCAAUAUGUAAAAUAUCUAGAAAAAUAUAUUGAAAUAAGAUAAUUUAUUUGUAUAAAGCCUUUUUUAGGUUAAAAUAAGACAAAUUAUAUGACAAUGAAGUUAGAUAAAAAAAUAUAUAUAAGAUAUUUAGGUUAGUUUUCACUUUUUGCAGUGAGUGCAUGGGUGUAUUAGAGUGGCAAUUUAAAUUUUAGUAAUUUAGCAGACUCUUAUCCAGGAGCAAUUAGGGUUAAGUGCUUUUUUCAAGGGCACAUCGACAGAUCUUUUUACCUAGUCUGCUCAGGGAUUCAAACCAGCAACUUUUCAGUUACUGGCCCAACGCUCUUAACCGGUAGGCUACCUGUCACCCCAGAGUGACUCAGGUGUGUAGUUCGGCCAUGUGUUGCAGGGCUCCGUCCAUCCCUGAGGCCCAGGACCUGUCCCGCUCCUCAUCUAAUGCCAGCAGCUUUGCCAGCAUGGUGGAGGAACACGAUAAUGUGUGCAUCGAGGAAUACAACACUGGACUGGUAGGUGCCCCUGUUUUCCUACCCUCACUCACUAACAUACAACACACCGUAACAUUGAGGUUCAUGUCAAUAUAAUUGUGACACACACUCGAAAUAAAUCCUGACUGACAUUUGCGCUUGUGUUUUUGUUUGCUGCAGGAGAGUCUAUGCUCUUCUGGAGCACCACACAAGAAGGACUCAUUUGCGUAUGUCUCCUGGGUAGAGGAUAGUGUGAGCAGUACUAGUGCCACCAGCCAGGGCAGCUCUCCAGGUGAGCUGUUUUUAAUAGUGUUUUCAAUACUGCCGUAAGGCACCAAAGGUUUUGUUUGUUAUGAUGGCCCAUUGUCUGCCCCUCCCUGACAGCACCUGCACUGCCCCAGCAGACUGAGGGGGGCAGAGGGGUAGCGCUCAAAAGGGCGGAGAGCCGAGACAAGACAGCGCGGUCACAGGAUAAGUCAUCAUCGGUGAGAUUGGUUUUACUAAUAAUCAGAUUCACUGUAACAUCUCUGCUUGUUCACUGUAUUAGCUGUGUACAAUGGAAUACAAACAAAGACAGAUUUAAUUCCGCUUACAUACACACAGGAGGUUGGUGGCACCUUAAUUGGGGAGGAUGGGCUCUUGGUAAUGGCUGGAGUGGAAUGGUAUCAAACACAUUACAUUUACAUUUUAGUCAUUUAGCAGACGCUCUUAUCCAGAGCGACUUACAGGAGCAAUUAGGGUUAAGUGCCUUGCUCAAGGGCACAUCGACAGAUUUUUCACCUAGUCGGCUCGGGGAUUAGAACCAGCAACCUUUCGGUUACUGGCACAACGCUCUUACCCACUAAGCUACCUGCCAUGGUUUGAUGCCAUUCCAUUCGCUCCGUUCCAGCCAUUAUUAUGAGCCGUUCUCCCCUCAGCAACCUCCACUGACAUACAGGUAUAUAUUACUGUUAAUAAAUGGGCUUAUACAUGUAUAAACUUACCCUCUUCAUUGUUGUUCAGUAAUUGUGGUCUUUGUUAACCAUGUCAUUCUCUUUCUGUGUCUGUCUGUCUAGAACUGUUAGCCUCUCCCCAUUGAUCACUACAUGGAUGUCCAUUAGCAGGUACCUGGAGUUUUCCAAGUCAGUAGAUGUAACUGACCAUGUGUUACCCAUGUCUGGUUUGUUUGUGUGUGAUGACCAGAUAGGGUCUGAACGCUGUCUCUCUCUUCUCCCACAGCAUUACCAUAAGAGGCACCCCCUGCAGGAGAUGAAGCAAGCACACGUGUUUUCCACCACAGACGCAGAGGAUCAGAGC
Coregonus sp. 'balchen' is the source of this 30060-nucleotide messenger RNA. The record is from the annotation of a GenBank genome assembly. NCBI's taxonomy places the organism in Eukaryota, Metazoa, Chordata, Actinopteri, Salmoniformes, Salmonidae.